AUGUCGUCAAACUCACCCCAGCAACCGAGCAACAAAAUUGCCGCAGUCCUUCAUCUCCUCUCGCGGGUCAAAGACCCUAACACCGAUCCCAAUGAUCGCGCCAAUGCCUGGGAGGCGAUCAAUAGGUACCUCUUUUCGGGGACUCCUCCCGCUGUCUGGCAAAAUUUCCCGUUAAUCACCCGUGGCGACUCUAUUUUCACCAAAAUAGACUUUCUUCAGGAAGUCCUGGACUACGAAGCCGAGAAGAACGCAUCCACGCCGGUCGAUGAUGAAGACUACAGUGGAUGGGAUACCUAUACAUUUGACGGGAAAGCUGUUGAAAGCGCCGAUUUCAAACGUGAGAUCAAAAACUACAAUUAUAAGAAUCUAACCUGGAGUGAUAAAGAGCCGGCCACAAUGCUUAGAAGGCAAUAUGUGACCGCCUCAUUGAAUAAAGUACUCCAGGAGUGGGUGGAGCGGAGAAAAGUGAUGGAUACGAUUUAUAGUGAGUGGAUGAGCACAAGAGAGGAUGUAUAG
This is a messenger RNA of Morchella sextelata, 516 nucleotides long. RefSeq lists its product as uncharacterized. The transcript has a single exon. Lineage: Eukaryota; Fungi; Ascomycota; Pezizomycetes; Pezizales; Morchellaceae. The record is from RefSeq and is a predicted model, not a curated record. The coding region runs from base 1 to 516 and encodes 171 amino acids.